GAUUUUAUACAUUAAUGAUCUCAAAUAAAAGAGGAGUGCUAUGUUCGUGCAUCACUUCUUCCGAGAAAGUUAAGUCUGCGUUCUGCUUUGGAGAGAUAACACUUUUUGUCCCUGUAGGUGGCCCCCUGGUGUAGCCAUUAGUUGCUAAUUACUUGCAAACAAAUAAACAAUUAACUCCUUAAGCCGCUGGCUGGGCAAGUGUUCAUUGACUUGCUAAAACUUUCUAAAACAGGAUUUUAAUUAGUGACUUUGGAAACCCAGCCCCCUAGUCAGCAAAGCUACAAGGUGAACUGCUGGAAGAUCCCAGCUCUGCACACGUGGGGCAGGAGCCCUCCGGCGCUGUACGACCCAGAAGAGAAUGUCUCCCAGCCUUCGGGAAGGUGCUCAGCUCCGGGAAAGCAAGCCCGCGCCCUGCUCCUUCUCAAUUGAGAGCAUUUUAGGACUGGACCAGAAAAAAGAUUGUACAACAUCAGUAAGACCCCACAGACCCUGGACAGACACCUGCGGCGACUCAGAGAAAGAUGGCACCCCACCCCUACAUGCCCCAGAUCUUCCCAGUGAGACUUCAUUUCCUUGUCCAGUGGAUCACCCAAGGCCAGAAGAAAGGGCUCCGAAAUAUGAAAAUUAUUUUUCAGCCUCAGAAACCCGCUCAUUGAAAAGAGAAUUGAGUUGGUACCGAGGACGAAGGCCAAGAACUGCUUUCACCCAGAACCAGGUCGAAGUAUUGGAAAAUGUCUUUAGAGUGAACUGCUACCCUGGCAUUGACAUCAGAGAGGACCUAGCUCAAAAGCUGAACCUAGAGGAAGACAGAAUCCAGAUUUGGUUCCAAAAUCGCCGAGCAAAGGUGAAAAGGUCCCGUAGAGAAUCACAGUUUCUAAUGGCAAAAAAACCCUUCAACCCAGAUCUUCUGAAAUAGGUAGAAAAUUACACAUGUUGGCUUCUCUUCCAGUUGUAUAGUACACAAGAAAUCAAUGGAAAUUCCAAGUACUUAAAAUGUUACCGUUCUCUCCUGUAUCUAAUCUAGAUAUUGUCAUUCUUCUGAAAAUAUUGCAAAUAAUUAUGAUUCUAGAACAGUACAUUUAUAGUUAUAAUGAAAACACCUUUCCUAUAUAUUUUUAAUAAAAAUUUUCAGAAAUGA
Messenger RNA from Mus caroli (Ryukyu mouse), 1138 nucleotides. It is a transcript of the gene Hesx1, whose product is annotated as HESX homeobox 1. NCBI's taxonomy places the organism in Eukaryota, Metazoa, Chordata, Mammalia, Rodentia, Muridae. The record is from RefSeq and is a predicted model, not a curated record. Gene Ontology annotation, cellular component: nucleus. Gene Ontology annotation, biological process: pituitary gland development; forebrain development; regulation of transcription by RNA polymerase II. Gene Ontology annotation, molecular function: DNA-binding transcription repressor activity, RNA polymerase II-specific; RNA polymerase II cis-regulatory region sequence-specific DNA binding.